Messenger RNA from Dentiscutata erythropus, 176 nucleotides. Lineage: Eukaryota; Fungi; Glomeromycota; Glomeromycetes; Diversisporales; Gigasporaceae. The record is from the annotation of a GenBank genome assembly.
AUGUCCGAUCCAAUAUCUGAUGUUAUUCUAAACAUUCCCAAGAUAUUGAUUCAAACGGAUGGAAAGAACAUUUUCCAAACAGUACACGAAAAAAUUGAUUUCCGGAUCAUUCAUCGAUCUAAAAAGAGUUCGUCAGUACAAGAGCUGAGCAAGUAUAAUAACAACAAUCCAACGGG